This is a messenger RNA of Exophiala bonariae, 1533 nucleotides long. RefSeq lists its product as uncharacterized. The record is from RefSeq and is a predicted model, not a curated record. Gene Ontology annotation, cellular component: nucleus. Gene Ontology annotation, molecular function: DNA binding. NCBI's taxonomy places the organism in Eukaryota, Fungi, Ascomycota, Eurotiomycetes, Chaetothyriales, Herpotrichiellaceae. The transcript is spliced from 2 exons. Bases 1 to 1533 code for a protein of 510 amino acids.
AUGACCAAGAAGAAGCGUCAGCACCCUGACAUCGAGGAGGUUCUCUCGCGUCCAUGGUGCUACUACUGCGAGCGAGACUUUGAUGAUCUCAAAAUCCUCAUCAAUCAUCAGAAAGCGAAGCAUUUCAAAUGCGAAAGAUGUGGUCGUCGCUUAAACACCGCGGGAGGCUUGAGUGUUCACAUGAGUCAGGUCCAUAAAGAAAACCUGACAGCUGUCGAUAACGCUCUGCCUAAUCGUGCUGGUCUAGAUAUUGAAAUCUUCGGCAUGGAAGGCAUUCCUGAAGACAUUGUCCAACAACACUCUCAGCGCGUUUUGACCACCUACCACCAAGCCCAAGCUGAGCGGCAAGCUGCCACAGGCAACACUCAGACCGCAGGUGCCGCUGCCAAUGGAAACAAGAAACCAAAAGUCGAGCAAAUCUCGGAUUUGAAAAAGCGACUCGCCGAACAUAAAGCUGCUAAGCUGGCUGCUGAGCAGGGUAGUGCAGGGAACAGUGGCAAUUCCACUCCAGUACCUCCAACACCAAGCCAGACCCAGACCCAGGCUCAUGCUCAAACCAAUACCGCUACCUCUCCCUCAUACCCAGGCUUUCAGCAACCGUACGCCGCGCCUCCAUCAAACGGUUCGUACAGCCAACCUCCUUCGUUUGCCCAGACACCGACUGUUGGUGUACCUUUCCAAGCACCCGCACCUUACCCACAUGCUGCCAGUCCACCCAUUCCAGGUGCAUAUGGUCAACCUCCAUUUACCCCUCCCGGACAACCAGGAUACAGUCCAGCACCACCAACUGCCUAUCCACAGCCAUACGCUCAACCCCCUCCGGGCUCGUUUCAACAGCAGCAUCCCAACCCAGCCUACCCUCCCCCAUAUCAGCAUCCUUUCCCUGGGCCAGGGCAGGCUUAUCUACCCCCGAACGGUCUUCCGCAACCACCCUUUGCGUCCGCAGCCUCCCCAGUUGCUUUCUCACAGCAAUCGCAAGUUCAACACCAUGUGCCACAGCGUACACAUUCUCCCGCUACUAAUGGGAAUUUUCCAGCCCCUGUACGUACAGGCAGUGUAAGUCUCCCAAAUGCUCCAGGAUUGCCACAAAGACCCGCAUUCGGUGCACCAGCAGUGAAUGCCUUCCAGUUUCAACAAAUGCAUCAAGGUCAGAUCCCUGCUCCUACAAGUCAUAAUUCUGUGCCACAGUAUCGCCCACAAGACGCCAAUGCCAAUGCUGUUGCACAAGUUGCUCCACAAGGCCAGCCCCAGAAUCCAUCAAUUGAUGAAGCUAAUGCAUCUUCAAUUGACGAUUUAAUUUCAUCCGCAUCUAAGCAGGCAGAUGUAACUACAGCCACUAAAUCCGCCCCGCCAGUUCAAUCUGCUACACCGUUACCAACCAAGGAUGAGACGACUGAGGAAAAAGGUGUAAAGAAGGAGAAGCCAAAAUCAACCAGGUUGGUCUAUUCUGACAAUGAGAUAAGCCCCGAAGAGAAGAUGGCAUUGCUACCAAAGUAUGCGUUCACGCCUGGACAGAGGACAAUUGCGGUCUAG